UUCCUUGUCUGUGGGUCCCACAGAAAGGAACUGGAUGUGUGGAUUGCUUUAAAUAAGGGUGAGGUACUGCUUCAGGCCUCUGCAUAGCAACAGAUAAGCUCUGGGCUGUCUUAUCUUCUCACAGAGCAUUUACAUUUGCUUUUCUUUGUCUCCUUUCUGACUUCUUUCAGCCUCAGCUUGUUUAUUCCCAUAAGUCAUGUUCCCAUCCUUGACUCUGCCCUUCUCUCUUGCAUUACUCACUUGGCUUCCUCUCUGCUUUCCCUCUUUGCCAGCUCCCUCCUUCACCCUCCGAUCACCGAGCUGCUGCCACCAUGUCUGAAUCCUCCCUCAGACCAUCUCCCCAGGCUUCUCCUCUGCUCCCCUCUGACAGGCACCUCCUUAAUGUCAGCAGCCGACUCUCAGCUAAUUAUCUGGCUUGCUGAUUAGCAGUUUGUGCGGGCAGAGCUGGCUGGGGCUUUUAGUUAAGGCUCUGAGCAAAUGCCAUUUCACAGCUCCUGGUGCUGGGAGCUGUCUGCUGCUUUCCUGCUUGUAGCCCUGUGGACUCUCCAUAGCCAGGUGGCUCAGGUGGAUGAAUGGGAAUUGUGGCUCCAGAGGGGCUAAUGCCAGAGCCUGGUCUCUGGAGCACAGGGAUGAGGAAACCUCGGAGGAGGUGCCGGCAGCACUUGGAGGGGAGGCGCUCUCCCUCGCCCUACAGCCUCAAGUGCUCGCCCACGCGCGAGACGCUGACCUACGCACAGGCCCAGCGCAUCGUGGAGGUGGACAUCGACGGGCGCCUCCACCGCAUCAGCAUCUACGACCCCCUGAAGCUCAUCACCGAGGAUGAGCUGACAGCACAGGACAUCACCGAGUGCAACAGCAACAAGGAGAACAGUGAGCAGCCCCUCUUCACUUCCAAAUCUAAGAAAGCACCUUCCAAAGGCAAGAAGAAGGAGUCCUGCUCCAAACAUGCGCCAGGGAUAUCUUUGCACUUGCCCCAGCCCAAGUUCCGUGUGGUGGACUCCUUCAGCCAGCCAGAUGCUCCUCCCCUCCCUGCUGCCUACUACCGGUACAUUGAAAAGCCUCCCGAGGACCUUGACGUAGAAGUGGAGUAUGACAUGGAUGAGGAGGAUCUGGCAUGGCUGGAGAUGGUCAAUGAGAAGAGAAGGGCUGAUGGGUAUGGGACAGUUUCUGCUGACACGUUUGAGCUGCUGGUGGAUCGGUUGGAAAAGGAGUCGUACCUCGAGAGCCGGAACAACGGGGCUCAGCAGUCCCUCAUCGAUGAGGAUGCCUUCUGCUGUGUCUGCAUGGACGAUGAGUGUCACAACAGCAAUGUCAUCCUGUUCUGUGACAUUUGCAAUCUGGCCGUGCACCAGGAGUGUUACGGCGUGCCCUACAUCCCCGAGGGGCAGUGGCUUUGCCGCUGCUGCUUGCAGUCCCCUUCUCGCCCCGUGGAUUGUGUCCUUUGCCCAAACAAAGGGGGAGCCUUCAAGCAGACCAGUGAUGGCCGCUGGGCCCACGUGGUCUGUGCCAUCUGGAUCCCAGAGGUCUGCUUUGCAAACACAGUGUUCCUGGAGCCCAUCGAAGGGAUCAAUAACAUCCCUCCAGCUCGGUGGAAGCUCACAUGCUGUAUCUGCAAGCAGAAGGGCAUGGGAGCUGCUAUCCAAUGCCACAAGGUGAACUGUUACACUGCCUUCCAUGUCACCUGUGCACAGAGAGCCGGUCUCUUCAUGAAGAUUGAGCCCAUGAGGGAGACCAGCAUCAACGGCACGACGUUCACCGUGCGCAAGACUGCCUACUGUGAGAGCCACUCCCCGCCUGGCAUGGUGAGAAGAGGGUGUCCAGCUGCUGGUGGUGAUUGGCAGGAGGUCACUGUGAAGGAGGAGGAAGAGGAGGAAGUCAAUUCUGGCCCUCCCAAAGGGUCUGUGAAGAAAAACCAAGUGAAAUUGAAGCAAAAGAUCAAAAAGGAGCCUGGUGACGUGACCAAAGGGCGUUCGUCCAUGCCCGUGGUGACCGUUGCACAAAUUCCCUCUUACAGGCUGAACAAGAUCUGCAGUGGGCUCUCCCUGCAGAGGAAGAACCAGUUCAUGCAGAGGCUGCACAACUACUGGCUGCUGAAGCGGCAGGCGAGGAACGGGGUGCCCCUGAUCCGGCGGCUACACUCGCACCUGCAGUCCCAGAGGAACGCCGAGCAGAAGGAGCAGGAUGAGAAGACGAGUGCAGUGAAGGAGGAGCUGAAGUACUGGCAGAAGCUCCGGCAUGACUUGGAGCGGGCUCGGCUGCUCAUCGAGCUCAUCCGAAAGAGGGAAAAGCUCAAACGGGAGCAGGUCAAGGUGCAGCAGGCUGCCAUGGAGCUGCAGCUGACCCCGUUCAAUGUCCUGCUCCGCACAACCCUGGACCUGCUGCAGGAGAAGGAUGCUGCCCAGAUCUUCACAGAGCCUGUUAACCUAAACGAGGUUCCAGAUUACCUGGAAUUCAUUUCCAACCCAAUGGAUUUUUCCACCAUGAGGCGGAAGCUGGAGUCCCACCUGUACCGAACCUUGGAUGAGUUUGAGGAAGACUUUAACCUUAUAGUUGCCAACUGCAUGAGGUAUAAUGCUAAAGACACGAUUUUCCACCGAGCAGCUGUCCGGCUCCGGGACCUCGGGGGAGCGAUUUUGCGUCACGCGCGGCGCCAGGCCGACAGCAUCGGCUUUGACACUGGCGUGGGGAUUCACCUGCCUGAGUCGCCCAAGCCCCACGACUUUUACCGCUUUUCUUGGGAGGAUGUGGAUAACAUCCUGGUCCCAGAGAACCGGGCUCACCUGUCUCUGGAGGUGCAGCUGAAGGAGCUGCUGGAGAAGCUGGACACGGUGAGCACCAUGCGCUCCAGCGGCGCCCGCACGCGGCGCAUCCGCCUCCUGCGGCGCGAGAUCAACUCCAUCCGCCACAAACUGGCCCAGCAGCAGAGCAAGGCCCUGCCCAACGGGGACACUGUGCCACGGGAGGGGCUGGAGACAUCGCCCGGGGACGGGGAUGAGGAAGGGGAGAAAGGAGAUGGUGCCAAGCUCCCGUACCCUCCAACCCUGGAGCCCACAGGACCCGCACCCACCCUCUCAGAGCUGGACUCUCUGCAGGACCCUCCAACGCUCAAACCCAUCAGUGAAAGCAGGUCCCUGAACCAGCUGCAGAAGAGGAUGGUGUCGGACAGGGAGCUCUUCGACAAGAAGGCUCUGCAGCAGGAGAGCCAGGCUUUCCAACGCCUGCUGUCCAACAACGGCCUCAACGGGCUGGCCCUGCCCCCUGCGGACAGCCCUGCCAGCCCCGCCCUCAGCAGCGUGGGCCGGCGGACAUCGGUCCUUUUUAAAAAAGCCAAGAACGGUGUGAAGCUGCAGAGGGGUCUGGAGUGCUCCCUGGAGAACGGGGAGGAGCACAGGCAGGGCGGGCAGCACUCACCCUCCUGCCCCGACGGGGAGCGACAGGCACGGAAACGCUCUGCCCUGGGCAGUGGGCUGGUGUUUGAAGCCUGCAGUGGUUUGGUGCCUCCCAAGCGGAGCCGAGGGAAGCCGGCUCUUUCUCGGGUGCCCCUCUUGGAGGGUGUGAAUGGAGACUCUGAUUUCAGUGGCUCAGGCAGGCCUCUCCUGAUGUCCUUUGAGAGCCAGGCUGAGCUGGAGCCCCUGGAGCUGGUGUGGGCCAAGUGCCGUGGUUAUCCCUCCUACCCUGCCUUGAUUAUCGACCCCAAGAUGCCGCGUGAGGGUUUGCUGCACAACGGAGUCCCCAUCCCUGUGCCCCCCAUGGAUGUCCUGAAGCUGGGGGAGCAGAGGCAGACAGAGGCAGGAGAAAAACUCUUCCUUGUCCUUUUCUUUGACAACAAGAGAACCUGGCAGUGGCUGCCACGGGACAAAGUCUUUCCCCUGGGUGUGGAUGACACCGUGGACAAGCUGAAGAUGAUGGAGGGACGCAAAACCAGCAUCCGCAAGUCGGUGCAGGUGGCCUACGACCGAGCCAUGAUCCACCUGAGCCGAGUGCAGGGGGACAACCCCUUCAUCCCAGCCACCUACCUGUGAGGGGCUGCUGGGGCAGCCCUCCUGCUCCUCCCCACCCCCAGCUCACUGCGCUGCAGAGGGCAGCACCUCUAGCAGCUGUCAGCACGCCUCGGAGUACCCUGAAAUGUGCCAAAAAACCCUUGUCCAGCUUCUUCCUGAAUGUGUCUUGUUGAAGAGCUGGCAGGAGAUGAAAUGUAGUCUACAGGGAGUAAGGUAGGUUGGAAAAGCUGACAGGUGACAGGAGCCAAGGUGAGUUGCUGCAGUGAGCAGAGCACACAGCACUUGGAUGCUGGGACCUCGUGCACCGUCCCCUGCCUCUCCUGGACCCGCCAGGGUUUUGAGCUGUCAGCCAGUCCAGGUAAUUCCUGGGAACCUGGCACCCCCAGGAUUAUUUACAGAAAUCUCAACUGGACUUUCUUGUGCCAAAUUUACCCUAACCAUCCUUGGCCUUUUCAUUUUUCUUUAAAUGACCUUGUCCUGUCACAUAAAACCUGCA
Messenger RNA from Serinus canaria (Common canary), 4497 nucleotides. It is a transcript of the gene BRPF3, whose product is annotated as bromodomain and PHD finger containing 3. Bases 573 to 4022 code for a protein of 1149 amino acids. The transcript is spliced from 12 exons. Lineage: Eukaryota; Metazoa; Chordata; Aves; Passeriformes; Fringillidae. The record is from RefSeq and is a predicted model, not a curated record. Gene Ontology annotation, cellular component: MOZ/MORF histone acetyltransferase complex. Gene Ontology annotation, molecular function: protein binding. Gene Ontology annotation, biological process: regulation of transcription by RNA polymerase II.